GCAAUCCAAAUUAAUCAUAAAAGAUCCACUUUUUAAAGCAAAGCAUAAUCAAUUUAUGUUCAAUAACUCAUCACAAUCUCUGGCAUAUACUAUGCUUAUAUAUAACCAAACCACUCCUAGAGAUCUGAGUCCCUCUUAUUGCACUCUACACCAAAACCUAAAAAUAUGCAAAUGAGAUCUCUAAAUCUUCUAUUUGUCUCCUUAAUCUUGUUUUUCUCAAUAGCUUGUACCUUCUCUAAAUCCAUAGAGCAUGAUGUCGAAGACGCUCCCAUCGAUAGCAUAUCCGAAUGGUGUGACACUGUUCCUUAUCCUAAGCCGUGUAAAUACUUCGUGGCUCGAACACCAGGCAUGUUCGAGCCAAAAACAAAGGCUGGUUUUAGGAAAAUGAUAAUUGAGGCGGCCUUGGACCGUACUUUAGCAGCCCAAGGCCACUUAUGGAUGUGGGGUCAACAAUGUGCAAACCAUAGGGAACGAGCUGCUUGGUCUGAUUGUAUUAGUCUCUAUAGCAACACAAUCUAUCAACUCAAUAAUACUCUUUAUGGUUUAACCAGUAACUCGAGUUUCACUGAUUUCGAUGCACAAACUUGGUUAAGUUCUUCCCUUACUAACCUUGAUACAUGCAUGAGUGGGUCCCAAGACAUGAACGUUACAAAGUUCAUAUGGCCCCACGUCUCAUACAAUGUAUCCGAAUUAAUAUCUAAUGGGCUAUCAAUCAACGAAGGUCUAAUCGAUGAUUUUAUCAACUCAACUAGCAAUGGUACGGGCACAACCAACGACUAUCCUGUUUGGGUUAGCCAUGACGAGAGGAGGUUAUUACAAGUUUCUCGGAAAUUGGCUAGCUCAAGGGCGAUGUUCGUGGUGUCGAAAGAUCGGUCGAGCCCUUAUCGGACCGUUCAGUCCGCGAUUAAUGCUGCGGCUAGGAGUCGUAUUAGAGGGAGGAAAAUAAUACACGUUAAAAGAGGGAUUUAUAAAGAAAAUGUAUAUGUUGGUCCUUUUAACAAUGAUAUUAUGUUGGUUGGUGAUGGAAUGAGGAAUACUAUAAUUACUAGUAGUAGAAGUGCUCGAUCUGGUUAUACAACUUAUAGCUCUGCAACUGCAGGUAUUGAUGGGCUUCGAUUCAUGGCCCGUGACAUCACCUUUCAGAACACAGCUGGACCACAAAUGGGCCAGGCCGUAGCACUUCGUUCAAGCUCGGACCUUUCAGUUUUCUACCGAUGUGCAUUCCUUGGAUACCAAGACACACUUUUUGUACACUCUCAAAGACAAUUCUACAAAAUGUGUUAUAUUUUUGGCACCAUAGACAUUAUUUUUGGUAACGCAGCCGUUGUGUUCCAAAGUUGCAUGAUCUAUGCUAGGGUACCCGUUUAUGGCCAAGCUAAUGUCAUAACAGCCCAAGGUCGAGCUGACCCGAAUCAAAACACUGGGAUAGUGAUCCAUGGGUGUCGGAUCAUGGCCGACCAAGACCUUAGGGGUAAAAUUGCAUCCAUUACAACUUACUUGGGUCGUCCAUGGCAACAAUAUUCGCGUACCAUUAUCAUGAGAUCGUAUUUGGGUGGGUUGGUGAACGUUGCAGGUUGGAUGCCUUGGAAGACAGCUGGGUUUUUAAGAACCCUGUACUAUGCAGAGUAUGGAAAUUUCGGGCCUGGAGCAAGACUUCGACGUAGGGUCAAGUGGCCCGGUUACCAUAUCCUCACAAGGCCCAACGCAGUCUCGCAAUUCACCGUAGAACGCUUUAUCGCUGGUCGAAAAUGGCUUCCAGCAACUGGUGUGCCCUUCAGUCCUGGAGUUUAAGCCAUUAAAAUUGUGUUAAUUAUUUUGUUUGAUGAUUAAUUUCUCAUUGAUCAUAAUAUUGGUGUAGCUACUGUCUAGGGAUUAUUUUUUACUCCUUUUCCUAAUUCAGUAAUUAUUUGAAGAUUUAUUAGGUAAUUAUUAUCAAAUUAUGUUGAUUUACACAUAUUUAAUUCAUGUAAAAAUGAGGGAUUGGAAGAUUUAUAAUUAGGGCAACAUUCUUUCCCUUUACAAACCUACAACAUUUGUAUUUCAAAGUUAAGCAUGACUGAGUUUGAUUUAUUGUUUUGAUC
Messenger RNA from Amaranthus tricolor (Joseph's coat), 2081 nucleotides. RefSeq names its product probable pectinesterase/pectinesterase inhibitor 59. Gene Ontology annotation, biological process: cell wall modification. The record is from RefSeq and is a predicted model, not a curated record. The transcript has 2 exons. Lineage: Eukaryota; Viridiplantae; Streptophyta; Magnoliopsida; Caryophyllales; Amaranthaceae. Bases 166 to 1791 code for a protein of 541 amino acids. Gene Ontology annotation, molecular function: pectinesterase activity; pectinesterase inhibitor activity.